AUGACAGACAGACAGAAAGAGAAAGUGGAAUAUCAUAAACAGGGAUUCCUGCAAGAAGAGGAAAGAAUGCAUUCUUUGGAAUCCCAGGUGAUAGAGAUGUCUUAUCUUUUAGGCACAACUGAAACAAUGCAACGCCAGGACCAGGUUGAUAUUAUCAGACAACUGCAAGACCAACUAGUGCAGGUCACAGUGUCUGCAAUAAACCAGGGAGUUCCUGAGAGUAACAAAGAAAUCAGAAGCUCUAAGACUAAUACAACACCCUGUGAAGAUAACAUGAAUAUUGCAGUCUUUAUUCUGUUGUCAUCAGUUUGUUGUUCUGUGAUUUUUAUCGGCUUAUUCCUCAACACAUUUGUUGUGACAAAGAUCCUCAUUUGGUGGCAAAAGGGUCAAACUAUUCGAACCAGUGAUAUAAUCAUGGCCAGCCUGGGAGCGGGCCAUUAUGACACUGCAUUGAUAUUUGUGGGGUUCUGCAGCCUGUGGUGGGGCACCGUGCUCUGCGUCUUCUACUGCGUGAAGAUCACAAACUACAGCAACAGAUUAUUCCUUAGACUUAAGAUGAACAUCUCCAGGAUGGUCCCCUGGCUGCUCCUGACGUCACUGCUGGUGUCUUUUCUCUCCAGUCUGCCCAACAUAUGGGGCAUGUACCCAGGACGUUACAUGAAUUCUUCCCCGGACAGUAACAGCUCUAGCAUUGGGAAUGGAACUGUGGAGGCCAAUUAUGUGAACGUGUUCAUCAUCUAUUUUGCAGGAUCCAUCGCACCGUUCCUCAUAUUCUGUGCAGCCAUUUGUCUUCUGAUUGUGUCGCUUCUAAAACACACCAGGAAUAUGAGCAACAAAGAUUCCGGGUUCACUAAUACCCAACUAGACGUCCACAUUAGUGUAAUUAAAAAUAUGGUCUCUUUUCUCUUAUUUUAUGCUCUGUAUUUUAUAAGUUCGCACUUAUUGCUUUUAAGCCUCCAAUUAGGAGACUCAGCCUAUGUUCUAUUGUGCAGUGUUGGUAUCUCUGCCUACCCAAGCCUGCACUCUAUUGUAUUAAUAUCCAGCCAUGCAAAACUGAAGCGCUCCCUCUGUUCUGCUCUGCACUGUGCACAGAAGACAUAA
This is a messenger RNA of Pseudophryne corroboree (corroboree frog), 1101 nucleotides long. RefSeq names its product taste receptor type 2 member 40-like. Gene Ontology annotation, cellular component: membrane. The transcript has 3 exons. NCBI's taxonomy places the organism in Eukaryota, Metazoa, Chordata, Amphibia, Anura, Myobatrachidae. The record is from RefSeq and is a predicted model, not a curated record. Gene Ontology annotation, biological process: detection of chemical stimulus involved in sensory perception of bitter taste; sensory perception of taste; G protein-coupled receptor signaling pathway. Gene Ontology annotation, molecular function: bitter taste receptor activity; G protein-coupled receptor activity. The coding region runs from base 1 to 1101 and encodes 366 amino acids.